ACAUAGUUCGGAGGAAUUAGAGGCUCUCCGACAUGUCUCGACAUCGGGUAAUGUUAUCAUCGAAGUUGAUUCUCCCUUAGCUCCCGAACUCACUGCAGAAGCGCUCCCCACUAAAAUAAAAAUUCCACCAAUCGGCAUGUAUGAUGGAACUUCAGAUCCUGAUGCACAUUUAGGUCAUUAUACGUCUUGGAUGGAUUUGCAUGGCGCCUCUGACGCUUUGAGAUGUCGGAUGUUUUCUCUCACGCUGGGGCCGCGCGCACAGAAAUGGUACUACACUCUUCCACCUCAUUCAAUAUGGAAGUGGCAACAGCUACAUGCAACUUUCCGAUCACACUUUAUCGGAGCCCAAGUCUGUCUUAUUCCGAAAGAAUCAAUUACUAACAUUGUACAAAAGGAUACUGAAACAGUUAAAGACUAUAUAUCUUGGUUCAAUGACCGAAUUCAAAAUAUGGAACCUUGUUAUCCUGAAACUUUAUUGGUGACCGCGAUCACUGGAUUAAGGCCCAAUUCUAUGUUUCGUUGGACUCUGUGUCAAAACAAGUCGGCUACUUUUCAAGAAUUUCUUGUGCGUGCCCAACAAUUUAUUAUUGCCGAAGAGUCAAUGUCGGUUUCCAGUUUCGACUUCUCGGUUAAGGAAGAUAAGACUGAGCCAGAUGCGAAGAAAAAGAAUAAGAAGAACUUCGGAAAGGCACAAUACCGAAGUUAUUCGAAAGGUUAUGAAGAUACUCCAGAAUCCAAAGCCGCCCGAGACCAAUACGCCGAUAAUGUGAGGACAGGCUACCAAACUGUUUAUUCAGCCGGAGCAGCCACAAUUUUUGAAGAACUGAAAGGAAAAAGAAUCAUUCCUGAUCCGAAACCUGUUAGAACUCCUGAAGACAAGCUGGACAAAACUCGAUAUUGUGCGUACCACAAGUCCCCGGGACAUAAUACUGACGAGUGUCUCGGCCUCUUAUCGGCUCUCCUAC
Messenger RNA from Striga hermonthica, 965 nucleotides. The record is from the annotation of a GenBank genome assembly. NCBI's taxonomy places the organism in Eukaryota, Viridiplantae, Streptophyta, Magnoliopsida, Lamiales, Orobanchaceae.